Messenger RNA from Coffea eugenioides, 936 nucleotides. RefSeq lists its product as uncharacterized. The record is from RefSeq and is a predicted model, not a curated record. Bases 1 to 936 code for a protein of 311 amino acids. NCBI's taxonomy places the organism in Eukaryota, Viridiplantae, Streptophyta, Magnoliopsida, Gentianales, Rubiaceae. The transcript has 2 exons.
AUGGAUGAUGCUUUUAUCCAAGCAUUAUUGAAUCAGCACUAUGAAGGGUAUCGAGUUGAUGGAACUUUCACAACAACGGCAUACAACAACAUUGUCAAGGAAUUGAAGGAUAAACUUGGCAAGGAUUUCACCAAAAGUCAUUUGAUGAAUCGAAUGAAGACACUUAAAUUGCAUUUCAAUGAGUGUUAUGACUUGUUUAGAAAUGGAAAAUUUAGUGGCUUUUCUUGGAACCCUGUGACAAAAAAUUGGAAUGCUGAACCUGAAGUUUGGGAGCAACUUUUAAAGGAAAAACCGGAUGCUGAAAAAUGGAGGACAAAACAAAUCCAUAACUACGACAAAUUAGAAGAGUUAUUUGCUAAGGAUCGAGCUACUGGACAAGGUGCCGAAACAGCAAAAGAAACACGCAAUAGAUGGGCCAAUGAACCAAAUGAUGCUGAAUUGGAAAGUUUUAUUGACGUUGACCGUCUUCUCUCUCAAAAUGAGAUUACUAUAGAGAGUUUUGACAAUACAAGGAAAGAUACUGGUGUCAAAGUUUCCAAAGCUUGCAACAAAAAAUCAGUACAAGGUACGUCAUCUGCUCAAGGGAAAAAAAGAAAGUUGUCUGUUGUUGAUGAAGAACUUGAAAUUAUAAAAGGUGCACUUGAUAAUGUUGCUGAUGCAAUAAGGGAGGGAAAUUUUAUUUUCCAAAAUUCUAGAGAACGCUUGUACACCGAAAAUGAGAUUUACAAGGAGCUAACUAGUAUUGGAGUUGAAGCGGACUCUAUUGAUGACUGCUAUCUCUUUUUGACUCAAAACCAAGUUAAAUCAAGAGCAUUUUUUGGUUGUCCAGCAGAAAGGCGCAAGAGCAUAUUGGAAAAAAUGAUGCAACAGCAUAUUGGGAAAAUGAUGGAUGGUUUUCGUCAUUCAAUCCAUUUGGAUGAAAAUUUGAACAUAUAG